Molecule: messenger RNA, 2919 nt
Organism: Benincasa hispida (wax gourd)
Lineage: Eukaryota; Viridiplantae; Streptophyta; Magnoliopsida; Cucurbitales; Cucurbitaceae
Source: RefSeq, a predicted model, not a curated record
UUCAAUUUCAUGAGUUGAAUCCUUUCAUGAACAUAUAUCUCUUUUCAAAACUAUUCAAAUAUCCAAGAUCUAGUUUAUAAAUACGUCUCUUCUUCAAAUCUUUUUUCAUAUUCAUUUUUCUCGCAUGAAACUUUAUCCCUUUUAUAUGGUCGAUGAAGUUCGAUUUAUAUAUAAGAAAGAUAAUUUGUUCUAUUCUAGGGAACUAUUACUCUCUUAAAACUCAAGCACUAGUGGAAUGUGAAGGGUGAAGAUUCGUGUAUAUUGUCUAAAGGUUAUAAUGGUAUAGGAAUCAACCGAAAUUUAAGGGUAUUAAUUUGGGUAGAAAGCUAGAUCGUUGCAUCGGGAGAUCGAAGAAGAAGAUGAACAGGAAAGAAAUUUUACGAGAUUUUCUAUACACAAACGUGAAGAGAAGGAAUUGGGCGGAAGUGAUAAAGAAAUGUGGAGAAGAAAUAGAAGCUUUGUCUAUGAUGCUGACACAAUCAAAGGACACGACGUUGCAUUUGGCUGCGUAUGACAAUAAUAUAGAAGUUGUUGAAACGUUAGUGCGACUGAUUUGUAGCUCUCAAAGAGAGGAAAUUUUUAAGAGUAAAAAUGAGAGAGAGAACACUCCUCUCCACGUGGCGGCGAUUAUGGGAUGUGCUAGAAUGUGCCACGUCAUUGGUUCGGUCAAUCGGAAGCUAGUCGAUGAGAGGAACAUAGACGGUGAAACGCCGCUGUUCUUGGCGGCGCUGUAUGGCCACACCAAGGCGUUUUAUUGCCUUUACGACUUUUGUAAAAUGGAUCUCAAUCGAGCCCGGACCAAUUGCAGAAGGAAAAAUGGAGACACCAUUAUUCAUCGUGCUCUUAAAAACGAGCGAUUUGAUAUGGCAUUUCAAUUAAUUAACAUGAACAAUGAGGCUGCUACCUGGGUAGAUACAGAAGGCUACACCCCUCUCCAUGUUCUUGCAACUAAGCCAUCUGCCUUCAAAAGUGGAGCCAACAUCGGCCUAUUGCAACACAUCGUCUAUCAUUGUAUUUCUGUGGAUGAACUAAAGCCUGGAUCAGCAGCAGCUUGUCACCAAGCAAAAAAACCAACCAAAUCAACGAGAGUUGCUUCUUUUUUUCCAGAAAACUACGCCACUUGCAUUGCUCUUCUUACAAAUUUGUGGGACGGAUUUUUAAUGAUAAUCACUUCUAAACCAGCAUGGAAGAAGAAGAAGAAGAAGGAAGAAGUGAAUCCGUGCGAUUACAAUAAUGAAGCUAAGGGCCCAGAUCUCGAGAAAGAUGCUAACGAAGAAAUUAUCAGAAUCCAUGAACCAGACAUUCCCUUAGAUACUCAUCUUCUCAAAAGAUCUGGUUGUCAUGAAUCAGACACGAAGCCCCCAAGUUCCAUUUUCCCACAAAAUUAUGAUACGUGUAUCAACUUUUUGCAAAUUUUUUUCUCAGCCAUCAUGAUCAUUCUGGGAUUUGGAUCUGCUAAAAUUAGAAAGCUACGAGAGAAGAAACAAAAGAACAGAUGGUCAGUUCAAGUGAUGGAGAAACUUCUGGAAUUGGCUCCACCAGAUAAAUAUGGACAAAAUGGGGAUACUCCCAUGAUAUUAAAUGUACAAUCUGACGAAACGCUUCCUUAUAUUGUUCGAGGAGAUUCAAUUGGCUUCAAUGAAGAGGGAACAGAUGAUCUAACUAAGCCAGACAACAAACCCAAACCUAAUAACGUCCCAGAAAAUAAAGUGCAUAAUAUUGCAAAAGAGACGCCGAUGUUAUUAGCAGCAAAGAACGGGGUGGUUGAGAUGGUGAGAAGAUUGUUCGAACAUUUUCCACUGGCGAUUCGUGAUAGUGAUCCAGACAAGAAGAAUGUGGUUCUUUUGGCUGCAGAGUAUCGGCAACCAGAUGUAUACAAGUUUUUACUUAAGAAAAGGAAUCAUCUUGAACCCUUGUUUCGAGCCGUGGAUAAGAACGGUGACAGUGCCUUGCAUCUCGCCGCUCGCCUCAAAGCUCAUAAGACUUGGCGCAUCAAAGGAGCCGCUUUGCAAAUGCAGUGGGAAGUUAAGUGGUAUCGGUACGUGAGGGAUUCAGUGGAACCCCAUUUCUUCGCGCAAUACAACAACAAGGGAAUAGUUGCAAAAAGCAUUUUCCACACCACCCACAACGAGCUAGGGAAAAAGGGUGGGGAGUGGCUAACCAGCACCUCCGAGUCAUGCUCUUUGCUUGCUGCCCUGGUUUUGACGGUAGCCUAUGCUUCAGCCACCACCGUCCCUGGCGGCAAUGGGGAUGACGGGACUCCGCCAUUCAGACAGGAGACUGGAUUUUUUAUCUUCUCUCUAGCUUCUCUCAUCGCUCUUUGCCUUUCCACAACUUCAGUGAUCAUGUUCCUAUCAAUUUUGACCUCGAGAUUUGAUGAAAAAGACUUCGGCUCGAAGUUGCCUGGGAGAUUGUUCAUUGGCCUUUCCUCACUUUUCUUAUCCAUCGUCGCGAUGUUGGUUUCGUUUUGUGCUGGCCACUACUUUCUGCUCAGCUAUCGCCUUCCAAAAGUGGCGGUUUUAAUCUAUAUUGCAACUUCUCUCCCCGUUGCAUUAUUCUUUGUUAUGGUGCAACUUCCUCUUUUCUCUGAUUUGCUCUUUGUCAUUCUUAGUAAGACUCCUAAAAGGAGCAAUGACGUCAUCUUAAUGGAUGACUCAACCCUACGCGAGGUGGAGAAUCCAAAGAAUGAGGAGGGAGAUAAGAAAAAAACCAAUUACCUAAAAGGAGACAAGGUCCUUUAAUCCUCGAACCCGACUCCUCUCCCGCUUCCAUUUUACUUUUUUGUUUCCUUAAAUACAUAUAUAGACAUGUUAUGUUUGAAUCAUUUGUGGUUAUGGAUGAUAAUAUUUGAAUUUAAAGUUUUGUUCUUCAAUGACUAGAUUGUCAGAAUAAUGUGAUAUAUUGGAACCAUACUUUGAA